Molecule: messenger RNA, 942 nt
Organism: Paramacrobiotus metropolitanus
Lineage: Eukaryota; Metazoa; Tardigrada; Eutardigrada; Parachela; Macrobiotidae
Product: jmjC domain-containing protein 8-like
Exons: 6
Cellular component (GO): cytoplasm
Source: RefSeq, a predicted model, not a curated record
UGUCCGUGGAUUCUUCCUAGAUCCACCAUCAUACUAAGAUUAUCUCCAUCGAUAAAACUGUUUAUUCUUUGGCUCCUGUUUGGGUAUCCCAUUUGCUAUGUGGCCAUAAAGUUGGCAAGACUGUUGGGUCUUUGGGGGCGCACUCCUGAGCUGUGGCCGGGUUUCGAAAAUGAUCCUCAUGCAAACAGAUACCUCACAAACGUGAAACCACUUCGUAACUUAACGGAAGUAUCCACAAAAAAUGGCGGAUGGCGGGAAGUCAGCGACAUUGACCGAGAAAGACACUUUGUUGACCACUGUGACUUCGAUAGGAUCAGUGUGUCGGAUUUGUCAGAAGAAGUGUUUGAAAGAGAAUAUCGCUACAAGAAGCCAGUUUUGAUACAUUUCCCCAACGGUGCAAGCGAGUGGACGAAUAUCGAAAACUGGACCUUGCAGGCACUGCUCUCUGCGUACGGUAGCCAGGAAAUUGCGAGUGGACGAGGGACCGAUUUCUUUUUACAUCUUCAUUCCGACUACGGAACUUUCAGAAUGAGCUUGGAAAACUUCCUUUCGACAAUCAUGGAUAGCAGAGAUGCCCAUAAGGAACUAUAUUAUCUCUACAAUAAAGGCCUCCUCAACGAUUCAUCGGGCCUCCUGAAUACGUUGUGUGUACCCAAAUUCCUGCAAAUUCCGCGUGAUGACCGCAUUCCACUGUUUUACCUGGGAGCAACCUUUUCCGGUAUAUCGUUCCAUCGGCACUCCGAUGCGUGGAAUGGUGUAUUGUUUGGCUGGAAGCGAUGGUUUCUGUAUCCCCCGCACCAGACCCCACCCGGGGGUGUCAGUCCCGGAUUCAACAUGAUGCCGUGGUACGAGGAGAUCUAUCCGAAGCUACCGCAGCAUCUGCGACCUUAUGAGUGCAUGCAAGGCCCCGGAGACAUUACCGGAGUCCUGGUAUCACGAUAA